AUGUACUUUGACGGAGCAUCUAAUAUAAGGGGCAAUGGCGCGGGUGUUUUGCUCAUUGAUCCUUAUGGAAUUCAUAUCCCUUUUGCUGUGAAAUUGAGUUUUCCAACGACUAAUAACACGGCAGAGUACGAAGCUUGCAUUUAUGGCGUUAAGGCAGCCUUAGCGGCAGGGGCGAAAUACCUCACAGUAUAUGGAGAUUCUAACCUCAUUAUCUCUCAAACAAUUGGAGUAUGGAGAGUCCGAGAUGAGAGAUUACAAAUGUAUACCGAGUAUCUCCAACAGUUCAUUCCGUACUUUGAAGAUAUUGACUUCAAGCAUUUUCCCCGGGAGCAAAACAGUUUCACGGAUGCAUUAGCAAACUUAGCGGUAAAUUUAACAUGGGAAAACAACGUAAAAAUUCGAGCUGUGACUAUUGAGGAAAGUGAUUCACCGGUAGUCAACCUUGAACAUAUGAUUGCUGCAUUGACUUUGCAAGACGAUAAAGAUGCUUGGUAUGCUGAUAUUAAAAAAUUUCUAAUCACCGGUCGAUAUCCUGAAGAGAGUCAUAAAAAAGACCAAUUGGCUAUCCGGCGAUUGGCAGCUCACUUUGUAAUACUAAAAGAUAGAUUGUACCGCAAGGGUUUUGAUGGAACUCUAAAAUUGUGUGUUGACAAAAAAAAAUACAAAAGAUCAUGGGAGAAAUCCAUGGUGGUGAAUGCGGUCCGCACAUGA
This is a messenger RNA of Spinacia oleracea (spinach), 711 nucleotides long. RefSeq lists its product as uncharacterized. NCBI's taxonomy places the organism in Eukaryota, Viridiplantae, Streptophyta, Magnoliopsida, Caryophyllales, Amaranthaceae. The record is from RefSeq and is a predicted model, not a curated record. Bases 1 to 711 code for a protein of 236 amino acids. Gene Ontology annotation, molecular function: RNA-DNA hybrid ribonuclease activity; nucleic acid binding. The transcript has a single exon.